This is a messenger RNA of Leishmania braziliensis MHOM/BR/75/M2904, 2769 nucleotides long. RefSeq lists its product as hypothetical. The transcript has a single exon. Gene Ontology annotation, molecular function: single-stranded DNA binding; DNA replication origin binding. NCBI's taxonomy places the organism in Eukaryota, Euglenozoa, Kinetoplastea, Trypanosomatida, Trypanosomatidae. Gene Ontology annotation, cellular component: nucleus; replication fork protection complex. Gene Ontology annotation, biological process: DNA replication initiation; DNA replication. Bases 1 to 2769 code for a protein of 922 amino acids. The record is from RefSeq and is a predicted model, not a curated record.
AUGAGCGAUGACCUCUUCGACAUCUUCAACAACGAUGCACCGCCGUGUGCGCCAGCUGAUGGGGCGGUGCUGGAGGUAGGAGAUGCAUCUGCGCCGUCGUCAGCCUUACUUGGUCCUCGGAAAGGCUCUCUGACCUCGACGAUUCCGUCGAUGCGCCUUGCUAACACCGACAGUAUUCCCACACUACCCUCCGCCACCUGCUCAUCGACAACACCAGCAGCGUCACCUCUGCUUCGGACUUUGCACCCAUCGUCUUCGGCACCUCCGGCACCACCUAGCGCGGCUACCGUAUCGGGCGCUUUGCUCUCUUCAAACUCUCUGCUGCAGCCGGCCUCUCUCCUCGAGCGUGGUACUGCCUUUUCAUUGCCGCGCAACAGCUGUUCGACGCCUUUGCUUCUACCAGCGAGCGCCACUGGCGGUGUCACGGUGAUCAAAGCUGUCUCCUCACCAUCUACAACUUCGACUGCGGAGAGCGGACUUCGAUUCCCUCACGGUGAUGAGGGCAGUACUGCGGCAAGAGACGACAUUGGCUCGAGACUCACACCCGCACCACCGCCAUCGGCGGUAAUCACGGAGCCGCUCAGUCGCAUCCGCGUUCGCCGUGCUACCGUCAGCCUUGAACAGUUCAGUGUGCGACUCGCUGAGUUUCCAUUCGCCUCGUUUGACCUGUUUCGCAGCAUGUCGCGCCGCAGCGACGAGGCGGUGGCCCGCACUUGUGUUGGUGUUGUCACGCGCAAGUCAGAUCCGAAGCAAGGCACGACGGCCACCCGCUCCUCCCGCUACGCUGUGUUGACACUUUGGAGCAUGGAAAGCAUCUCGCCAGCGCCAGAGACGGAACUCAGCUUUCUGCUCUGCGGCAGCGCUUUUGAUCUUCUUUACAGCCACUUGGUCAUUGGUGCAGUUGUGGCUCUGAGCAACGUUACACGGUGCGCGCGUCGAGGCUCUGCGCCGUCGCACGACGCCGACGAGGUACUGCUGCGCGUGGCGAAUAGCGAGGCUGUGCGCCAGCUGGGCUUCGCAGCGGACCUCGGCACGUGCGCGUCCGUGUCUUACAAGUCGAGGGAGCGCUGCCGCGCCAUGGUGAACACGCGGCGGUCACAACACUGCGUCUACCACGUCGCAGACCUUCGCAAGGCUGCGCGCGGCGGUGGCGCUGUAGACCAGGACCGUAACUUGGCACAUGGCUCGCGAGGCACCAGCGCAUCGUCUUUGGGAGCUUCGGCAUCUAUGAAGAGCAGUGCCCUCGCCACGUACCCUACCCUCUCUGGGGCGCAGCAGCGGCUCGCCGUUUCGGCAUCAGGAGGUAUUGCGCAGCGGUCAGCAGGCCACCACCCUGCAGGCGGUAGUAGCCGUGCGUCACACGGUAGUGGUACGGUGGCGAACAGCAGGCUGGCUGCUUCCCAGCAGAUGCUUCGGCAAACAUCAUUUUUUGCUGUGCACGGCGUCACCGGGCUGCCUGUUGAGGAUCCCGCUCUCCGAAGCGGUAUGAACUCAGCUGCCUCCGGUGUGUACGGCGGUGUGCAGGCUGGCUCACCCUUGGCUCUGCGGCAGCAUGUUGGUCUGCGUCCCGCCGCGAGCUACCCUUCAACGCAGGCACUUGGGGUGACGUCGCGUGGUCGUGAGGUGCUGGAAGCUGCCCGGCAGCAGGCCAUCCACCACGCGGAAGAAAAGCUUCUGCACCAAUCACUGCGCUGUGGGAGAGCCCCGAGCACUACAGGGGAGGGGCAGCCAAAUCAAGGACGUACUGGCGGCGCCGGUAGCAGCAGUGGUGACGCUUGUGGUGUGUCUUCCCGCGUCCCGAAUCACAGAGCCGAGGGUGUUCCCUCUUGCAAGAACACGAGAACGCCGUCGACCGCCGGGGUACCGAAGCGUGCGCGCAGGGAGCUAGCGCCGCCGUCUUCACUCGCACCCUUCAAGGAGAAUCUGAGCUCUGCGUGUUCUUCGGUGGCUUUCUCUGAACCCGCCACCUCAACAUCCAUCGCCGCCGCUGAGGCACCUGUAAGCGGGGUGGAUGGUGGUCGAGUGGAGGCACUGCGGCAACAGUUCCAGCCUCUGCGUCGCGGUGCACCGGCCCCCUUCACUCCUCUUACAAGUCACGGCGCCGUACACGCCGUCAUCACGUCGACGCGACAGAGGGACUACCGCCGCAGCGUUGUCAUGUCAGGCGUCGGCAGCACCGGUACUGGCGCCUCUGGAUCGCAGAACGCGUUAUUCCGUGCCGCGGCCAAAGCUGCGAAGGACCUCACCAGCAGCUCGAUAGACAGCACGAAGUCGCCCCCUAAGGUGUCCAUGGGUGCAUCAGCGAGGUUGCACGAUGCCGACGAGGACUCAGGAUCUGCUCUCACGCUGCUCGGCUCGUUGGCGGACGGCAUCCACAGUGCACAUGAUCACCUGCGCAGCGAAGCCGACCGGCAGCGGCUGUUCUCCUUUGUGGACAAGCAAAUCACAAAAGAGAAGGCCCUGGAGGCGCUGGAGGCGAUCACGGAGCAGCAGAUCAGGGCGCACUACUGCUAUGUGUGCCGCUGCUGGUACGGGCAGCCGCCGACGACGUGUGUAGAGCAGCUCCACCGUAUGGAGCUGAAGCCUGCACUAAAGAAAUACAUUAAGUGCGAGCACUGCAACUACAAGACGUUUGUAAUUGGUGGUGACGAGGCGAAGGGGUGGAAGGUAUACCCGCGCUGUCCGCGCUGCCAUCAGUCGAGCUUCUGGGUCCGCGGCGACGCGGCAUUGCGAGUCGCUGCUGUGGUGGAGGAGCCACCGCCAUGCUGA